AUGACGGAACAAAGUGCCUCACCAGAAGAGCCAUGGCAUAAACAGACAGACGGCACUUUCAGUGACAACGGCUUUGACCACAAUUUCUUUGCAGAAAGUGCUCGUAAGGGAUCAGUGGUGUCAAGAGCCAACAGUAUAGGAUCCACAAGUGCCUCCUCAGUACCAAAUACAGAUGAUGAAGACAGUGACUACAGACAUGAAACCAAGGACUCGUAUAAGGACCGCAGGAGACAAGCCCACACGCAGGCCGAGCAGAAACGUCGAGAUGCUAUCAAAAAAGGAUAUGAUGACCUGCAGACUGUAGUGCCAACAUGCCAGCAGCAGUCUGAGUUUGCCAUGGCCGCACAGAAAAUCAGCAAAGCCACGGUGCUUCAGAAAACCAUAGACUACAUUCAGUUCCUUCAUAAAGAGAAGAAGAAGCAGGAAGAGGAAGUGUCCAAUCUGAGAAAGGAGGUGAUGGCUCUGAAGAUCAUGAAGACGAACUACGAGCAGAUUGUGAAGGCCCACCAGAAUAACCCUCAGCAGGGCAGCAAUCAGGUGUCUGAUCAGGUGAAGUUCAGCGUUUUUCAAAACAUCAUGGAUUCCCUGUUUCAGUCGUUCAGCACCUCGGUGUCAGUCGGGAGCUUCCAGGAGCUCUCGGCCUGCGUCUUCAGCUGGAUCGAAGAACACUGCAAACCACAGACCCUGAGGGAGUUUGUGGUGGGUGUUCUGAGGCAGCUAAAUGGACAGCUGUACUGAAGUGCUGGAGAUUUCUUACUCAGGAUGUCAAGAUAAAUUCUUCAGGCUGCUGUACAUGUGAAGCUGAGCAAUCAAGGCCUCCAAGUGCCUGUCGCAAUGCAAUAUGGGAUACAGUGAACAUUUUGGUAUCCUGCACACACAAAGCUGAGUCGGAUGUGGUGUGAUUGUAAUUUUUACCGACAAUUGUGCCUGGUUAUUGCAGUAUGGUGUUAAAUAAGCUUAUUUUCUUCUAAGGUUGGAUUGUGUAGUGUUAUAAUUCAGCUGUCUGGACUGGGGCGUGUACUAAGUGUUUUAGUGGGGCAAAAGAAAUUGACACACAUUUUAAGUCUUAACGCCGGUGCAAACAUGGUUUUAGAUGUUCAGGAUUUGUUUUAUUGAGCUUCUACCAACCCAAAUUGGCAGAUUUCACUCGUUAAGCACAGUGCACAUAUUCUUUUGAUGAUUUAAACAGGAAGGAGAUCACACCCACACCACUAGAAGUAUCGGAGUGACACACCUCAGAGCCACGUAAUGUUCAGUCAAUGCAAUAACGUCAGUGUUUAUCAUAUGUGUGUGUACUCAUUUGCUUACCUCUGAAAUCAAAAUGCAAAAUGUUAAACCUCAUUCAGAUUCCAAAGCACGACUUGGAACUUUGUGUUUAGAGCAGCAGUAUAAUGGUGUAGACGUGUGAUGUGUACCAGCACCAAAUGUGUCAUCCAAAACACUCACUCACAGUUAGGGUUGCGGGGAGGGUGCUGGAGCCAAAGGCACACGGUAACACCCUUGAGGGGGCACAGACACACACACACACACACACCCAUUCAUUCACCUAUAGGGCAAUUCAGUAUCUCCAAUUAACCUGACUGCAUGUUUUUGGACUGUGGGAGGAAACCCACACAGACACGGGGAGAACAUGCAAACUCUGCACAGUAAGGACCCGGACCCAGGAUGAUCUCGCUGUGAGGCGACAGUGCUACCCACCGAGCCACUGUGCCACCCUUUUUAAAAACUUGUAUUUAAAUAUAAUGGAUUGAUUAAUGUACAGGUUGCACAGCAAAGCUGCUGUAUGAACGUUUUCAGUCCAGCGACCCAGCACAAAAACGAAUUAUGAUAAGUAUUUGUUCCAGUCUUUCAGUCCCAGACGGAUUGCCGUGAUUAUACGUGUGUACUUUUACUUUUAAACUCAGCUGUAUAUUCAUGUUUGUACAUUUCUUGUAUUUAUGUGAUUUAAUGCAGCACCAGGAUACAGAAAAGCUUUAAUGAAAAUCUACUGUACUGUGAUCGUCAACCAAAAUUAGUCUAGUAUCAUUAGCUUCAGUGAGAAAGUGUUUACGGGAAAACGUUUCUCUGUUCAUUCAGGUUCUUAAUGUUUAAUCAGUGCUGAAGAAAAGGGAGUCGUUUUGUUUUUAGCCAUAAUGUGGACCACUCCACUCAGAUCACGCUCAGACACUCGCUCAGACACUCACUCAGACACUCGGGGCAUCAGCAAUGCAGACGAUUUUUUUCUCAAAGCUGCCUAUGUAUUCACACCGGAGAUUCUUCUUCUGAUAUUUUGUAUAAAUGCAGUUUGUAAUUAAAAAAUACAUGUUUAAUGAUGUA
Trichomycterus rosablanca is the source of this 2316-nucleotide messenger RNA. RefSeq names its product MAX dimerization protein MLX (gene mlx). The record is from RefSeq and is a predicted model, not a curated record. Gene Ontology annotation, biological process: regulation of transcription by RNA polymerase II. Gene Ontology annotation, cellular component: nucleus. Gene Ontology annotation, molecular function: protein dimerization activity; DNA-binding transcription factor activity, RNA polymerase II-specific; RNA polymerase II cis-regulatory region sequence-specific DNA binding. The transcript is spliced from 8 exons. The coding region runs from base 1 to 738 and encodes 245 amino acids. Lineage: Eukaryota; Metazoa; Chordata; Actinopteri; Siluriformes; Trichomycteridae.